Messenger RNA from Ooceraea biroi (clonal raider ant), 6565 nucleotides. RefSeq lists its product as uncharacterized. Gene Ontology annotation, cellular component: nucleus. NCBI's taxonomy places the organism in Eukaryota, Metazoa, Arthropoda, Insecta, Hymenoptera, Formicidae. Gene Ontology annotation, biological process: regulation of transcription by RNA polymerase II. The record is from RefSeq and is a predicted model, not a curated record.
CGCGCGGACUGCCGCCCGUCUACGCUGCUGCUGGCGCGUAGCGUGAAAAGUCGGCCGACCGGGCACGUCGAUCGGUCGUUCCGACCGGACGCCGUGAUACGCGCUCGCUCACGGCGUGCUCGUGCUGCUACUACGUGUGUGCGGUGCUUGUGAAAUCGCGGCGCCGCGGUCGUCGCGCGCGCGUCGGGCCGGCACACGGCUGACACGCGGCUCGUCCGGAACGUCCAUCGGCACGGGCACGGCCGCACGGUCGCCUCCUCCCUGCGUUGCGGGAUUAAACCUCUCUCUCUCUCUGUCUCCCUCCCUCUCCCUUUCUCUUUCCUCUCCUCUCUCCCUCUUUCAUCAUUGUCCGUAAAACCUCCCUUCUCUUUCUUGCCCCUUCGAACCUCCACGCUCGCGCGUGCAUAGGCGUUCGCGCGACGACGACGACGCCGUUAUUGAUGCGUGUAGCCACGCAGUGUACAGUGUGUACGCACAUGAAUGUACGACGAUGUACAGUACGCGCGGGAUAAACGCACGUACUCGCCGUCGUCGCUUGCCUCUCGCGCGCGUAUCGUACGUGUCGUGCGCGCUGUACCUGCUCUCUCUCCCCCCUCCGCCCCCCUCUCUUUCUCGCUCCGUUCUCUCUCUUCCUCUCUCUUCCUCUUUCUCCCUCUCGCUCUAUCUCUUGCUCGCACUCCCCAAACGGCGUGUGCGUGCGGUGCGUACUACCGGAAUUCACAAAACGCACUCGCACUCCACGAGUUCGUAAACUCGACCUCGAGACGCCGAUUUUCGAUCGAAGCAGCGAGUGAGCCGCAAUAUUAAAUCGAGUGUGCAAUGUCGACGCCUCGCGAACGACAAAAACGACGGUGUUGAAUUGGAUUGAUAACUGACCGAUCGUUCGAACCGUUAGGGUAACGUUUCGUUUCGGAACGAUCGCCCGUCUGUUGCGAAAUUUUCUUCUCGUACUUCACGGUCUUCAAAUGCUAACGGAAUUUUAUGUGUUCGUUCUUCCCAUUUCUCCCUCUCCCUCCCUCUCAUUCUUUCUCUUUCUGUGUUUAACCAUAAGUGCGCCAACAUUGAUACCCCGACGAUGAUUAUCGUGUUGUCCGUCUAACAGAUACCGAUGAAUCUGCGACAGGUUGUUUACGCGCUUCUGCGACAUCCGGAGAAGAAGUUUCCCGCGUGAACGGUUGCUGCGAAGUGCGCGGUGACGAGUCGCGAAUGGACGCAUCACGGAGUAUGUUGCUCUUUUAGUGGUGGUCAGACUCGAGAGUGUGCCGACUAGUCGCGAAAGCACAUUGUGGACGAUAGCUGUUUGAUAGUCAGUGUCAACGGGUCGUAUGAAUAAACGUGAAGCGAAUGUUCUCGGCGGAAGAAUCUCUGCGUACGCCUGAGUGUGUAUCACAAGAAGAGAAGUUUGAUAAGUUUCCAGAUAUAGGAAAAUAUUGUUUCUUCUCUAAAGAUACAAAUGACAAAGAUAAAAAUAAUCCAGAUCCUCAGUAUGGUUUGAAUGAUCACGGCUCUCCUAUUUCUCCCAGCAAUGGGCUGUACACUUUGGCUGGUGCGCCACAAUGGGCACUGUCAACGUCAAACAAUCUCUUACACUGGCUUGAUCUGCGAGCAUUGCUAAUACGAAGAAACUCUGCGUGGGACAUAUACAAUUCACUUCGCGCAACAAAAGCUAUCGAGGAAUCUAUCAGUCCAUACUUAAUUUACCCCAAUUAUUUGCAAACAGUACGACACGAUGAUAGGAUAGUGGAUCCUAAUGUACUACCUAGUACAGUUAAUGAAUCACUAUCCGGACAGACAGAAAAGCUGCAGGGGGAACAGAAAGAUAGACUGGAUAACAAGCGGAAGAGUUUCUACAAGGAGUCGGAGCUUGGCUUGUUAGAUAUCGAUAAAACGAUAUUUAACCCACGUACACUCGCACAUUCGUUUAAAAAAGAUAAAAGCAAAAUUUUAUCCGAGUCGCAGAGAGGAAUCUGUCAAGACGUAGAUAUUAGCCACUCCAGCUGCGUAUCGAAGCAUCGAAUCGACGUGCGAGAUAUUGCCGAACAGAGAAUCUCGUCAGACAGCAUCGAGCACAGUAAAAAACCUGAUGCCGAUGAUUACGCCACUUCUGCAGCACAUAAUAAGCCACUUAAUUUAGUAAUAAGCGUGAAGGAGAGCGCACGUCAUACUUACAACGAGACGAAAGAUCGGCAUUCGUCAAUCGUCGAUGAAGGGACACGCUCGGUGGAUCGUGCCAUUCUAACACAAAUAGAUCAUUCCCCCGAUGUGCAAAGCAGUUACGACGCAAAGUACAAGAACAUAGAUUACGGUUUGUUGAAGCUUUCCGAUUUGGAUGAGUUGUCAUGUAAUUCGGACAGGGGUAAAGAACUGCUGGAGACUGUCAGCAAAUUGCACACCGAUAACAGCGAGUUGAACAGCACAGAAAUUCUGCAUAAAUACGUGACGCAUGUGUUACUUCCACAUUUGAACGACGGGAAGCCGAAGGGAAGGUCAGCCUGGCCGCAUCUACAGUCGAAUGUCAAAUGUAACAACAUCAAGAAAGAAAGUUCCACCGAAGAAGAGGCACACAAGUCAGAAAGCACCGAUCUGGUGUCCGCCUGCAACCCAACGUUAAGCAAUUGGGCGUGUUUCGAGAUGUCAGGACAGUAUCCGGGUCAUAGCCGACCACCGGUUGGCACACCUCCACCGCAGACUGUCUGGAAUCAUCUCACUAUGACGCAGGGUCAAGCUCUCAAUAUCCACCCGACGGCGUUGUCUGGCGCUGCAUUGAGCCCAGCCGGGUUCUAUACGCAUCCAUCGAUGGCGCGGACGUCCCAUCUACCAACUCAACUCACUCCGCAGCUGGCUCACACGCAAGCACCACCAACGUGGCACACGCCCACGGUUCCCUCGAAGAGUGUCACGUCGGCAAACGCUCCAGGCAAUCCCCUGUUCAGUCUCCAAAUGCUGGUGGAUAAUCGGCAAAAUCAGAGUCAGUACAGGAAUUCGCCGGGCUCGCAAAGCACGUUAGACCUCUCGUCUACGUCAGAGAUUAUUCCGGAGAACUAUUCCCGAUUACCUCAGGAUAUCCCGAUAAGCUUGACCGCGAGGAACGUGGACAAAGGCAGUCGAAACGGGAACAUAAUCUCGCCGCCAAUACCGCUGAACGGAGAGACCUCAUCAGACAGUGGUAUCAGUUCGUCUGUACCAACACCAAACUCUGUCAGCGAGCCGGUCUCGCUAUCGACAAAGGAGGUCACCACUCCUAAGAUAACGGUGAAAAACUUCGAGAGUAAUCUAAAGGGAGUCGCGAAUCUUCACGAUAAGAUUAAGGAAAUGAAUGUAGAUAAUUUUACGCAGAAAGUGAUAAAUUUGCCGCCUAGUGUGACAAUAGAGAGGGUCGUCGCAGACAAGAAGGAGUCCGAAGCUCCUACCGCGAAAGUUAAGGACACGUUGAGUGUUAUCGCGCAAGUGCCAAGGAACGUCUUACCUGUUAUAGUCAAUCUCACGUCCAAGAUGGAGAAGGACGUCACGGAUAGUCCUAAGAGAGAAUCUUCGUCGGAGAGGGACCGGAAACACGAGGAAACGAGCGUGAGAUCGCCCAAGAACUUGCCGAAGCGAGGUAAGAAGGGUGUCGAUUCCCUUCUAGAGAAAUUAGAAGGCGGCAACAAAAAACUUGGCACCGAAAAUAUCGGUUCUGUGAUCGUGAUGCCAGUAGAGGAGAAGGAUACGUCCAGCGUCAAGAGUAUGUCGCCGGAGAGGCAGAAGUCUAGAUCGCCUAAUCGGGAGGAUGAGGUCGUGUCGCCGGCCUUCAGCAACGAUGAUUCGAACGAUAACACGAAGCAGCGCAGAAAAAGAAAGCUGGAAAAACCCGUGAGGUUGAGCAAAGAUUCGAAAACCGAGGUGGAGGACAUGGAACUUGAGCCGACGGAACCCACGGAGCCGAGAACAAUGAACCCGAUAUCGGAGGAGACGACUAGUUCCACGCCGGCGAUCGACGUUAAGCCAGAGGAACAAACUGUCAGUGGGACGGAGAGAAUAUCAGACAAAGCAGUCGUGGCGGAGGAAAACGCGGAAGACGGAUCGGAGGAGAAUCAGCCGAUCCGAAGGCGGAGAAGUAGCGAAGGUACCACGGCCAACAAUUCGACACCGACGAAUCAGAGGGUACGGAGAAAAUCCAGUGACGAUACGUCGUGCGAAUUUGUGAAGGCGACCAGUCCGAAGAACGCGAGCAAUACGCCAGCAGCGACGGCGGUUGUGGCGACGACGACAAUGACCACAACGACGACGACGACGACAGCGACGUCGGCAAAUCCUUUCAAUCAGGUCGAGUCGGAAUUGGCGAGGAUGUUCGCCGGCAUCGUCGAGGCGGACACAGAUGUCAAAAAGGAAGAAUCAAAAGCCGAACUCGCGAUCGCAGUGAUCCAGGACGAUAGCGCCGCUGCGAAGCUCGAGAAUAGUCUUGAGAAUAGUAUUCUGCCGACGAUGACGGACUCGCAGAAUUCGCAGACUAAUCCGAUCGACGUUUCUUCCACGGUAGACACAAAGCUGUCGUCGGGGAAGAAGAGUAAAAAGGGCAAGAUGCAGGGUAGCAAAAGGAAAAUCUGCAGGUCGUCGGAGAAUAUCUUUGGUGCGACAGGCGACUCGCCGUCGAAGGAGACAAAGAAAAGACGAACGUCCAAGGGCGCGAAGAAGCAGGAUCAGGCGUCGAAGAAGGCGAAGAAAAACACCAAGGUCGACGGCUUGAGGGAGAUGGCGUAUGAUUCCGGCUCGAACGCUAGUUCAAUCAGGUCGCGGGGGCCGGUGGUUCACGUAGAGGGGCCGCGGGACAGUCCGUUGAGUAUCCAAGUAGUGAAUGCGCCGCGGGAGGAGGAGGAGGAGAAGAGCAAGGAAAAACGGAAAAGUGUCGGCAACGGGAACACAGGCCGAAGUAAGAGGCUCAGUCAUCAAAACGAUUUAGAUUACAGGGGUAAAGUCAGUAGAGCGGGUCUCUUCAGUUCAACUUUGUCAUCGCGAUACGACGCGCACACCACGGACUCGACCUGGGUCUGCGUAUUCUGCAAGCAAGGUCCCCAUUCUGUUAUACCCGGCGAUCCAUCCAGACCACAUCCGAAUCUGGCUGGGCCACACAUCGCGACUGGAACAUACACGGUUCCAGCCGGCGUGUUAAGCGACUUAUUCGGGCCGUACUUGAUCGGCAAAGAACGCUUGGAGGACGGUAUCCUGUCCGCCGAUGAGCAAGAGAUCACGACGGAACAGAAGAAAGGCGGGAAGAACAAGAGGAGCUUGAGGUACGCCGGUCUGGCCGAUCAGUUCUCCGCGAAGAUGAGCAAGAAGAAGCGAAACUCCGUCGAGAGUAACACAAACGCCAUUUUUACGGGUAUGACCUUACACCCCGGCGGGGAGGAGCAGCGAUGGGAAGUGUGGCUUCACGAACAAUGCGCGGUGUGGGCAGCCGGGGUUUACAUGGCAGGUGGCAGAGUGACGGGACUGCAAGAGGCGGUAUGGGACGCCGCCAAGUCGGUGUGCGAUUCCUGCGGGUUGACGGGUGCGAACAUCGGCUGCGUGAAACGAGGCUGUAAGGCUGUUGCGCAUUACCCGUGCGCGCUGACGAAAGGUUGGCACCUGGACACGCAUCAGUAUAUACCCAAGUGCAACCUUCAUCGGGUUACGUGAAACUCCGGUGAGUCUAUGUGCGUAGGCUAAUGUGGAGACACAGAUCGUACUCGCAUUAUAUCACUGAGAUCCGGCUUUAAUUAGAUGCACAUGAAUAAUGGGCAAUAAUGUGUAAGAGACUAAGUAUGUAAAUUCGAUUUACGACUGAAGAUAGCCUUACUAGUUGGUAAGGUAUGCUCUAGUUAAACAAAGCGCAGGAGCAAAGCAACCUCACGUGCGACAUGCAAUCGUUAGCUACGCGAGAUUUAACAAAGCUACAUUGAGAUUCCAACAGAGGCGCAACUAACUUCUUCCCUGAAAUUUCAUGAAACUGAACGGAACUGUUUACAUGGUGAGGUGUUUUGUGAUUACGCUUUGUAACAUUCGACGCGUAAGUGUAUCUGGAGCGUGAAAGUAUAAGUGUAAAAGCAAUUAUGCUAAUUUCUCCAGACAUCAAACGUAGAAUCAAUAUGCUCGAGAAAAAUAAUCUUCCAAUGUACAAGAUGUUUAAAUGAGAACAUCGUCUCUCUGAAAACAAAAAGGAUAAAAGAAAAUCAAUCGUGAAACGAAAGUGGAAAAAUAGAAAAAUUUUUCUCGAUAAUUGAAUUUAACUAAUUUUCUUGGCCUGUGGCCUUGAAUAGUGGCCUUUUCGACUAAUAUAAAAAAAGGAAGAUUUUUGUUAAUUUCGAAUCUGUAGAGUAGACUGAUCGCUAUCGAGGAACAAUGAUAAUCAAAAAAAGAGGAGAUUUUUGCUUUUUUACUCGCAUUUAUGAGACCUUAAAACACUAUAAAUCUUUCUUAACAUCAUGUACGCAGGAAUAUACAAAUAGGGCAUAUUGUACUGGACUUUAUCAAACUUGAAAAAUCUAUCGAAUUGUGACGGUCAUAAAAAUCGAAUUGUAGAAUCGAAAUCGUGUAUAAACGCAGUAAAAAA